Messenger RNA from Conger conger (European conger), 2814 nucleotides. RefSeq lists its product as uncharacterized. Gene Ontology annotation, molecular function: protein binding. The transcript is spliced from 13 exons. Lineage: Eukaryota; Metazoa; Chordata; Actinopteri; Anguilliformes; Congridae. Bases 122 to 1873 code for a protein of 583 amino acids. The record is from RefSeq and is a predicted model, not a curated record.
UUACCCAAGACGUCGGGAGGGCACCGGGGAGCUUGAAAUAAGUUAUAGCCUACCUCCAUAAGGAAAAGCUUGUAGUCAUAAAUCUCGUAGCAAAGUAGGCUAUUCCCAUUAAAACAACGAAAUGGGUAAGAUUAAUUUCUAUGUUCUCUGGUCCUUACGUGAAGCAUCCCGACAGUUUAUCAGUAAGUCCAACCGUCUUCACUACCAGGUACAGCUACCGCUGCCAUUGCCCAAAGAGCUUAUUAUUUUCAGUCUCGGAGACUGGAAGUCCUUCUCUAGCGAGACAACCAUUUCGGUUGAAGUUUCAAUAAGCCAGGAUCUGAAGCCACAGAAAAUUGGAACCCUUUCUUCUAAACAAAGGUGUCUCAUCUGGGAGGGAGACUGGAGAAUGGAUCUUCUUACAGAAACAAUGGAGAAAGCAAGGAAAGGGAUGUAUGGGAAAAUUCUGCUUAAUGUCUGUGGUGAGGUUAAGGCCAGCUUUACAAGCAGCACUCCAGUGUUGUCACGGAAACGCCUGGCCUCAGACUGGCUCCACGGUCAACAAGAUGGCUUCCCUAGGACAUGCCACAGUGAGGGGAGUCAGAUGAAGACCCCCAACUCCUCAGCCUCAGAAAAGCAUGUUACCUAUGCAGACUUCAAAUGCUGCAAGGGUUCAACAAUAUCAUCCCCUUUGCCAAAGAAGGCGUGUAUGUGGCCAACGGACAAGACUCCCAGGCGGACGGUGAUUGGGAAGAGAGGCCAGCUGACGUGGAGCUCAGAGGAGCUGGGCAGCUCUCAGGACUCCACCCGUGCAUCCAGCUCCAGGAAGAGAAAGAUCAGUAUGCUGACUGACGUGUUGAGUGAUGAGGACACAGUAGUCCUGAAGCUGAAGAAAAAGUACAGAGCAGUCUGUCCUUCAAAGCGCUGGAGUCAAACCAUGUGUCUGAGUGACCCGGAAACGGCCAUCCUGAUUGGAGGAGAGGCCAAGGGACAUUCACGCUGCAAGGACUCGCUCUGGAAACUGGAGAUAGAAAACAAUUUCUGGUUCCCGAUGGACUCGUCUACCUCUGGACCUGCUCCGCCCUGUGCCCGUGGCCACUCCGCGACCUAUGACCCCGAGUCCAAGGCCAUCUAUGUGUAUGGUGGCCUGGCCGAGGGCCAGCGCUAUGGCGAUGUCUAUAUCCUCAACACCCUGACAUGGAAGUGGAAGCUUAUUGCUGCAAGAGGCAGUGUCCCAACAUUGGCUAAUCACAGUGCCACUAUCUACAGAAAAGAGCUCUUUGUCUUUGGUGGUGUCCAACCCAGCAGUGCACCUGGGGGAAAGACUUGCAGCAACACCCUGUACAUCUUCAACCCUGAAUUUGAACUGUGGUACCAGCCCAUUGUGGAAGGGGACAGACCUUUACCCAGGUUUGGCCACUCCACUGUACUGCUGUCAAACACACUGAUGAUUUUUGGUGGAAGAAAGACUGCGGCCUACCUGAACGACCUGCAUAUUCUAGACCUGGGAUUCAUGGAGUACACGGCUGUGAAAUACGAGAACAUGCCACCACUGCCCCGAGGGUUCCAUGCAGCUGUUCCAGUGUCAGACAACAGGAUGUUGAUCAGUGGGGGCUGCAGUGCUAUUGGUGCCCUGCAGGACCUUCAUGUCUUCCAUCUGGAAACCAGCUCCUGGAGCUCAAUAGCCUCCCCUGUUCUCUGCUCCAAGCCCCGUGCUGGUCACAGCCUUCUCCUGCUCACAGUCAAUGACGAGAAGGAGGUUCCUGGCCAGGUAGGCUGCACUGUCCUGGUGUUUGGGGGCUCUGACUGUGCCGGAACCUUCUACAAUGACACCACCGAGUGCACAGUUGAAAUCCCUGGGGAGAAGGGUCUGGACUGCAAGAGAAAGCUAUGAAGGGAAGCUUAAGGAACUCGAAGGGGACAAGCCUAGAUUGCUUUGAGCUUCUGAAGGCUAUGAAAGGACUAGGCUAUCCAGUGCAGGGAUGUGUCUGGAUGAAAAAUACAGAACGCAAUCCAGUGGAAUUGGCUGACCCUUGGCAGGGUGCAUGUAGCUUUAUCAGACUGUAUUUUUAUAGUGAGCAAAGUGUUGUAACUUUGGCCAUUACAGGCCAAUUCUGUUCAGUGCUCCAGGAGAGAGGUGUUAUUGAUACAAGUUGGACACCAGAGACCUUUUAUUUGUCUGUCGUAUUUGUUUUAUUUUGUGCGCGUGUGGGGUGGGGGAGGGUUGUUUUAUCUCAGGCCAGGGAAAAACCUACUUUGCACUAUGGAACUUGUAACCAUGACACUACCUAUCAGUUCAGCUGUCAAUCAAACUGGAUUUUAGCUGCAGCUAGUAAUGCAACACGAUGGGCAACAAAAAGCACAUCAAGUGCUAUUUUAAUUUCGCUUUUAACUUUUUGACACUGGUUAAUUGUGUUUUCAUAACUGUAAAAGCCAACACGUUUGUUUCUACAAGAGCAUUAGCAUGCCUUGCUGCAGGAUUUUUAAGUGUCCUCCACCAGUUAAAUUAUGAAGACUGUCAUAAGAACUGAACGGAUCCCAUAAUUUCUCUGGCGUGUUGGAGAACCUUUCAUGUUUUGUCAUAACCGUGCCCUCCAGUGGAUAAUAUGUGUAAUGACACCUUUGGUUGGGUUUUUCACAAUUUGUACAAUAAAUUGUUUCGAAUGUAUAUGCAUGUAUUAAUUGUUCAUGUUUUCGUUGGAGAAUUUAGUCACAAAUCCAGUGGUGUUACUGGUACUGUUAUGAACAAUGUUUUGACUGAUUUCUGAAAAGCAGCACUUAUGCCAUGGGAUGUACUUGACUUCAAACCACAGAAAUAAACUGCAUUAACCCUUA